This is a messenger RNA of Stegastes partitus (bicolor damselfish), 4151 nucleotides long. It is a transcript of the gene crkl, whose product is annotated as v-crk avian sarcoma virus CT10 oncogene homolog-like. The coding region runs from base 1051 to 1971 and encodes 306 amino acids. Gene Ontology annotation, biological process: cell migration; enzyme-linked receptor protein signaling pathway; positive regulation of ERK1 and ERK2 cascade. NCBI's taxonomy places the organism in Eukaryota, Metazoa, Chordata, Actinopteri, Pomacentridae. Gene Ontology annotation, cellular component: cytoplasm. The transcript is spliced from 3 exons. Gene Ontology annotation, molecular function: receptor tyrosine kinase binding; signaling adaptor activity. The record is from RefSeq and is a predicted model, not a curated record.
GUCGCCAUUUUUCGGUCUCCGUACUCUACACUUUCUGGCGGCUCGGGUGAAAAGGGGAGGGGGGGCAGACGUAGCAGAAAAAAAAAAGAACCGAGCGAGUGAAGGGAGCGAAGUGAGCUUUAAUAAAAACAUCGAACCGGCGAAUUCGGGAUCCUCCGUGAGCGGUCGGGUGUGUUUGUGUGCGCGCGAGACAGACAGAAAGAGAGAGAGAGAAAGAAGGAGAGAGAGAGAGAGAGAGAGGGAGAGAGAGAGGGAGCCGACAGCCGCCCAACGGUCGCAGCCCCGUUUGAGAUGCACGCGCAGGAGACGAGCUGCCGCUGCCGUGAAAUAAUUUCUUGUGUGAAGACGUGUUGCGAGCCGCCAUUUUUCUGCUGUGUUGCCUCAAAAGUCGAGCUCCGAGUCGGGAGAGAGAGAGAAGAGCGAGAAGGGGAUUCAAACGCCCGUUUCCAUGACGUGUGCCUUACCGUGAGACGCGAGAAAAACUAAUCCUACUUUGCGGCUUCUGGGCGACCUUUCUGGCAGAUAUGAGGAUUUAUCAGAUGUAAAGAAAAAAAAGGGGGGAAGAGGAAAAAAAAGCUGAAGAGGGGGCCACCUUUUCCGUUCUCAUAACUGACACUGACUGGAGGAGAUAAAUUAUUAGAAGCCUGCUGUUUGUUCUCGGAAGGCGGAACGAAAAGGGGAAGCUUUUUAUUGAUCAUUGUUGCUUCGGGCCUCCGUCGUAAGUUUUAUUAUUUUCUUCUAAAAGCGAUUUGUUCGGCGGCGGACUGCUGAACACACGGAACCACAUUAUGCUCCAAAGUUGGAUCAAGUGUCUGUGAAAGGUUGUUUUUUUUUUUCUCUUCUUCUUUAUUAAAAGAAAUCAGGUCUGUGGUGCCUGCAGCGUUUGUGCAGAACCCUCGGAAAAAGCUCCACAGGGCGACGUAUGCCCUGCCCUGCAUCUUCCAAAUCCUACUAUUUGCUGUGAUUGGCUCACUGCAACCACACGUUUUUGUUUUUUUAACUUAUUGUCUAGGCCUUCUCAUUUGUAUAUUAACUUAUUUUUUUUGUGAAAUGUCAACCGCUCGGUUCGAUUCAUCCGAUCGGUCCGCCUGGUAUUUUGGACCCGUGUCACGACAGGAGGCACAGAAUAGGCUACAAGGACAGAGACAUGGCAUGUUCCUGGUCCGAGACUCGUCGACCUGCCCCGGCGACUACGUGCUGUCAGUGUCCGAGAACUCCAAAGUGUCGCACUAUAUCAUCAACUCGUUGCCCAGCAAGAGGUUCAAGAUCGGCGACCAGGAGUUCGAGCACCUCCCGGCUCUCCUGGAGUUCUACAAAAUCCACUACCUGGACACGACCACGCUGAUAGAGCCAGCCCCCAGGUAUCCAAGCACAGUGACCGGUCCCAUCCAGCCCAUGGUCGGCCCAGAGGAGAACGUGGAGUACGUGCGGACUCUAUACGACUUCACGGGCAGCGACGCGGAAGACCUUCCCUUCAAGAAAGGGGAGAUCCUCAUCAUCCUAGAAAAGCCAGAGGAGCAGUGGUGGAGCGCCAAGAGCAAAGAGGGACGUGUCGGCAUGAUCCCCGUGCCCUAUGUGGAGAAACUGGUACGACCUCCGCCCCAUCCCGGCCAGCCUUCGCACGGAUCUCGCAACUCCAACAGCUACGGGAUCCCCGAGCCCUCCCACGCCCUCGUCCACGCCUACGCCCAGCCCCAGACGCCCUCUCCGCUGCCCCCCGGCACACCCGGAGCAGUUAUCACUCCUCUCCCGUCCAUGCAGAACGGCCCGGUCAUGGCAAAGGCCAUCCAGAAGCGAGUGCCCUGUGCCUACGACAAAACAGCUCUCGCUCUAGAGGUCGGCGACAUCGUCAAGGUGACGCGGAUGAACAUCAGCGGCCAGUGGGAGGGCGAGGUGAACGGACGGAGGGGCCUGUUCCCGUUCACCCACGUCAAAAUCAUAGACCCCCAGAACCCGGAUGAGAGUGACUGACCUCCGAGUUGGGCUGGAGCCUCUUGCCGCCGCCGCCGGUAUCGACGUGUACCUGGACCCGCUGGCUCUCUCCACCUUCCCCCGCCAGUGUCACGGUUAUGUGCUUGCCUGCUUGGGGCUGUACCACGAUAGCGACCCCUCUGUUGUUGCCAACCGUCGCAAGGCUUUCUGACUGUUUACAGCUUUGGACAUCAGAUCCAAACUAAAAACCUGACCCCACUUCUCCCAGUUAUUUUGUUUUUUUCCUCCACGUCUUGGUUCCAGGCUGAGCAGUGUUUGUUUUUUUUGCAUUAGUGUCCUUUUCAUUUCCAGAUCACUGGGCAUCAGUGUGAGUGUGUAUACGAGUGUGUGUGUGUGUGUAAGUGCAUGUAUGCGUGUUCACAGUUACCAUAUUACAUCACAACAGGUCUUUUUUUUUUUUUUCUGUGUUAUGUUUGAAGUCUUGGGGACUUUUGAAAGCGUCGGUGUGUGUUUGUGUUGUUGAGGAUAUUUGUAUGAAAUAGGGAAAAGCAAUAUCCCUACGGACUUGGGAGAGCACUGAGGCGACGAGGAGCUUAACCAGCCAGUCAAACUUCUCCAAACAAUCAAGUCACUGUCGUACCUUAACCAUGACACACACACAUUGGCCAGGAGUUAGUUGGGUUGUUUUGUUUUUUUCUCUUAGUGUGUAUAUGAUGUGUGGUUUGUGUCAGGAGGAAGCAGAAGCGAUGGGUUCGUGGACAUCCCAGAUCCCAUCCGACCUGCUGGCUGGCUGAUGAGACUUAUUUAUCUUGUGUUAAUAAGACAUGACACGGCCAUAUGUGAUUCAUCUUUUUCUUAUUAGUGCCAGAUGAUCAAUGUGUUAUUUUUGGAGAUGUCUGCUAGAGGGACGAUAACUCUGCGUGUCCACUUGGUACCUCUACUCUCACAUGGUUUUGAACUAAGACGACAUUGCUUAGAGAUUAGCAGGUUUUGUUUUUUUAGUGCUAACAGCACCAAGUACUAAAAGAGAACUUUUUUUUUUUUUUUGUGCCAAGCUUUGAACGGGUUUUCAAAAGUCAAAUAGCAACGGCAGUAGCACCGGCCAGCACGUCCCACAAGCAUCUGACUACAAGGCAAACCUAAAAAAAAAAAACACAGUGUGGGCAUGAGGACUGAAGCCUUUUGCACUGAGGUGACAAAAAAAAAAAACUCCACUUUCAGUGGCAUGGGUCAGGGAAGGAGGAAUGUCUCAGCAAGCCAAUGAGAUCCCAUCAAUGCCUUUUCGGAGUAAGACGAGUCUUACUUUCAGCGCAUGCAAUCCAUCUCUAACCCGUUGUUUUUCAUGUGAUCUCACUCCUGUCCAUGUAGGAUUUCAACCAGCUUCAAUAUUUGGUCCUUUUUUGUUUUUUGUCUCUAUAUGCAAACAGUAGAGGAAAGAAUCUUUAUUGUGCUGCAAGCAGUUCUGUUAAUCACGAGGAUUAAACAGUUGUGCAAACGGCGCAGAACCCUGGAUUUCUGCUGUAGAACUGAACCCCCCCCUCAUCUAUUUAGUGCUUUCUGUUCAGAUCGAUGCUUCACUCGGAGUUAAUAUCGUGCAGCUUUUAGUUGUAUCCCUUCUUUUUUUUUUCUUUUGUUGGUCAGUUUUGUAGUCGGCGAUUAAAUCAAACUUUUUCUUUUUUUUUUUUUGUUAACAAAAAAAGUGGCGUUAUUAAACAAAAGUACCUACGGUGACAUUUACAAAAAGGGAAAAAUGCCUGCUGGUUGCCUCUGUGCAUGACCUCUCGGCCAGGGGGAUGGUUUACCUGGCUCAAUGCUGCUUAAUGUCAUUUAUUUCCUCAUAAAGAAUAAAGGUUCCUCUUAUUUUAAUCCCACCUGGACUGUGCAGACAAACCAGCGUGGGUGUUUUUUUUUGUUUUCUCUCCUCGUCAAGCUUAAUGAAAUUUUUACUAAUUAAGCAAUACACCCUGAUUAUUUCCUGUCUUGAGGUGAACUUGCUUUUCUCAUGCUUCUGAGUUAUUUUGAUAUGGCAUUAACAGUAUUACUGUGCUCUCUCUUCUCAUAUUCUAGGAAAGCCUGUCUUUUACUUAAGAAUUGAAAAUUGUGCCUUUUAUUUUCUUAUACCAUUUACAUGUGUUAAUAUUUCCCAUGGUUAACACCUGUGCUGGUAUUGACCCUUUAUGUACAGAACAAGUAAAUAAAAUUUACGUCUACUUCUUUAA